AUGACAUUCAAACAUUCUCGUCGCCGCCAAGAUAUACAGGCCGCUGUCGGCAACGAUGAGUCUGAGCCUCUUCUUGGUAGCGAAGGACAUUAUGAUCACCAAGGUGACUUCGUGACUGAAGAUGAGAGACAACAUCUUGCUCGCGGUUUGCAUCAGCGGCAUAUCGGCUUGAUUGCCCUCGCAGGGGCCAUUGGCACCGGACUCUUUCUGGGACUUGGAGGUGCAAUCCAAACUGGCGGACCGCUUGGUGCUUUACUGGGUUAUGCAACGGUGGGAUUAAUUGUCUGCGCGGUUCAGUUCGCCCUCGGUGAAGUCACAGCGCUGUUGCCAGUUACAGGGUCAUUUGUCAGGCACGCAGAAUUCUUGAUUGACCCUGCUUUGGGCUUUGCAAUAGGCUAUAACAUCGUAUAUGGUAACUGGUUGUCUAUACCGGCCGAGAUAUGCGCUAUUUGUGUGCUGUUCCAAUACUGGACGGACAUCAACCCCUCUGUCUGGAUCAUCACCACCAUUCUAUUGACGGCUCUGAUUGGCAUGUCACUGAUACAUGUGUAUGGCGAAGUUGAGUUUUGGUUUGCCAUUCUCAAAAUACUCCUGAUCAUCUUUCUCAUUGUGAUUGGCGUCGUCAUCGAUCUUGGAGUGUUACCAGGACAAGAACGCAUCGGCUUCAAACAUUGGAAAGAUCCUGGACCGUUUGUUGAGUACAUAGCAAGCGGAAAAUGGGGGAAAUUUCUUGGAUACUGGCGGGUGAUGGGCAAUGCGGUAUUCUCAUUCGCUGGCGUCGAGUCGAUCGCAAUGGCAGCAGCAGAAACUCGAAACCCAAGACAAGCGAUUCCUGGAGCAUGUAAACGCGUUUUCCUUCGCGUUUCCUUGUUUUACAUAUUCGCCGUUUUGAUCGUUGGUAUGCUCGUUGCGAGUGAUGAUCCGCGUCUCAAUGACGCAUCUGGCACGGCUACGCAGAGCCCCUUUGUGAUAGCUGCAAGUGGAGCUGGUUUCAAGGCCAUACCGUCUAUCGUCAACGCCGUUUUAAUCACAUCCGCAUGGUCAUCGUCUAAUCAAGCACUUCUCUCAGGUACGAGGGUUUUAUACGGCCUAGCCUUAAAGAGACAGGCUCCAAGUAUUUUUCUCCAAACCACGAGCUGGGGAAUUCCCUAUGUAUGUGUGAUGCUACAAACUGCUUUCAUGUUUCUAGCUUUCAUGAGUCUCAGUAACGGCGCUCUAACGGUAUUCUACUGGUUCUUGGAUCUCGCCGCUUGUGGCGUGCUCAUCAGUUGGAUCACCAUAUUGCUAAAUCACCAAAGACUUAUUCUUGCGAUGAAAAACCAAGAUAUCCCGCUGGCUCAAUUACCUUGGCAUAACUCAUGGAGUGUAUAUUCAACGCCAAUAGCACUCGCUUUCUGUGUGGUAAUACUGCUGACAAACGGAUAUCCCGUAUUCACCAAAGGAAAUUGGUCAACAAGCUUCUUUGUGUCAGCCUAUCUUGACAUACCAUUAGUAAUCACAGCUUAUUUCUUAUGGAAGAUUGCCAAAGGGACGAAAAUGGUUCCCUUAAAGGAAAUCGCUUUACGGGAGGCACUGGAAGAAGUUCAGCUGCAUCCGGAAGAAGCUGAACCACAAAUCACUGGCUGGAGGCGCCUGAUGACAUUUUUAUGGGAUUAAAUACUACUUAG
Messenger RNA from Verruconis gallopava, 1667 nucleotides. RefSeq lists its product as uncharacterized. The record is from RefSeq and is a predicted model, not a curated record. Gene Ontology annotation, molecular function: amino acid transmembrane transporter activity. Gene Ontology annotation, cellular component: membrane. The transcript has 5 exons. Gene Ontology annotation, biological process: amino acid transmembrane transport. The coding region runs from base 1 to 1656 and encodes 551 amino acids. Lineage: Eukaryota; Fungi; Ascomycota; Dothideomycetes; Venturiales; Sympoventuriaceae.